AUGAAACUUUUGGAAGUUACUGACAAUGGACAAAAAUUGGACUCAGGUUUGGCCUUUCACUAUUGGUGGCUUAAUUUACGUAUACUGGGCAUGCAUCCAACGAAAAAUUAUCGCUUUUUGUAUUAUCUUUAUGCUGUGAUAAUGAACGUUACAUGCACACUUCUUCUACCAGUUACUCUAUGGUUAAAUCUGUUGUACAUCGAUAAUUUUGAGGCACUUCUGAGCAAUUUAUCGAUGAGUGUUACCAUUACAACGGUUGCUUGCAAACAAAUGACGGUCUUGUACUUUCGAAAUUUACUGCUUAAAGUAAACACCUUUCUGGAGCAACUAGACAAACAUGCAAGUUUGAAUCAAGAGGAUCGACAUGAGAUAUUGAAAGCCGUACGUAUAUGCCAUUUAUUUCAUGGAUUCUAUGUGGUGUUCUUUUUUUUGGGAUCAACGGGGCUCUGUGUGAUUGGUUUCACCUUGCAUCAAUUAGUUUUUAAUGGCUGGUUUCCGCGAGUAGUCGAUGAUGCAGAAGUGAAUUAUUAUUUAGCGUUUGCAUAUCAAAGUUUUGCACAAUAUUUUCUUACUGUAAUAAACGCAUGCACUGAUAUGUACCCACAGAGCUAUAUGGUCCUAUUGAUUGGGCACGUACGAACAUUAAAUGCGCGUAUAGAACGUAUUGGUAAGAAUAAAAAUACACACGAGGAGGACAAUUUAAAGGAAUUGGUACAGUGUGUUAAAGAUCAUAAACUUAUUUUGGAGUACUUUGAUUGCAUUAAUCCAGUAAUAUCAACUUCUAUGUGUGUUCAAUUCCUUAUAACAGCUCUCGUACUCUGUUCCAGUACAAUUUAUUUAAUUUCGUACAGUCGAAGUAUAGCAGAAUUGAUCGUUUUUCCUGCACAUCUCUUUGCUCUGCUAAUUGAAAUAUUUCCAUGUUGUUGGUAUAUGGAUGAAUUGCAGAAGGAAACCAGUAAUCUGACAACUGCAGUUUACAGUUGCAAGUGGUAUGAACAGAAUCAAAAGUUUAAGAGAGCUAUAAUAGUGUUUAUGCAGAAUACACAGAAGCCGAAAGUUAUAAUGGCUGGAGGUUUGGCUCCUGUUACUUUACAAAGUUUCGUGGCGAUUAUCAAAUUCGCCUUUUCUUUGUAUACUCUACUGAGUAAUCUCAACACUUCAAAAUAA
Molecule: messenger RNA, 1167 nt
Organism: Teleopsis dalmanni
Lineage: Eukaryota; Metazoa; Arthropoda; Insecta; Diptera; Diopsidae
Product: odorant receptor 2a-like
Exons: 3
Coding region: 1-1167 (388 amino acids)
Biological process (GO): detection of chemical stimulus involved in sensory perception of smell; sensory perception of smell
Cellular component (GO): plasma membrane
Molecular function (GO): odorant binding; olfactory receptor activity
Source: RefSeq, a predicted model, not a curated record